This is a messenger RNA of Mauremys mutica (yellowpond turtle), 1632 nucleotides long. RefSeq names its product complement C1q like 2 (gene C1QL2). NCBI's taxonomy places the organism in Eukaryota, Metazoa, Chordata, Testudines, Geoemydidae. The transcript is spliced from 3 exons. Gene Ontology annotation, molecular function: protein binding. The record is from RefSeq and is a predicted model, not a curated record. Bases 303 to 1145 code for a protein of 280 amino acids.
CCAAGCAAACACGGGCUUUAGUCCAAGGGGAGCCUGACUUUCCACUAGAGAGUAUAAUUGAUUUCAGGCUGAACUCAGCAACCCCACUCGCUGCCUCUGUCUCGGCGGGGAGAGAAAUCACAGCGUAGCAAACACUGAGCGCAAGUCACCUUGGCCGGGACAUGAUGGGCGCAGCUAGCAGGUGGAGGCUUCGCCACUGAGUCACCAUUACCUCGCCCAGCAAGGAGGAGCUGGUCGCGCUCGCUGCCCGGCUCUGGCAGAGGAGGAAGCGGCUGCUGGCCGCGGCCGGGCUGGCCCUCGCCAUGGGCCUCGUGCUGCUCAUCGCCGUCCCGCUGCUGCUGCAGGCGGCCCCGGAGAGCGCGGCGCACUACGAGAUGAUGGGCACCUGCCGCAUGAUCUGCGACCCCUAUAGCAGCGCCAGCGCCAGCGCCCGGGCCGGCGGCCCCAGCAGCACCGCCGCCGUGGAGGCGCUGCAGGACCUGAGCGCCAACCCCCCGCCGCCCUUCCUCCCGGGGCCCAAGGGGGAGCCCGGCCGGCCGGGCAAGCCGGGGCCCCGGGGCCCGCCAGGGGAGCCGGGCCCCGCCGGUCCCAGAGGGCCGCCCGGAGAGCGGGGAGACUCGGGCAAGCCGGGGCUGCCGGGGCUGGCGGGGGCCGGGGCUGGCGCGCCCGGGGCGGCAGGGGGCGGCGGCGGCCCCGGGCCGGGCGCCGCGGGGGAGGUGAGCGGGGCGCUGAGCGCGGCCUUCAGCGGCCCCCGGAUCGCCUUCUACGUGGGGCUGAAGAGCCCCCACGAGGGCUACGAGGUGCUCAAGUUCGACGACGUGGUGACCAACCUGGGCAACCACUACGAGCCGGCCACGGGCAAGUUCAGCUGCCAGGUGCGGGGCAUCUACUUCUUCACCUACCACAUCCUCAUGCGCGGCGGGGACGGCACCAGCAUGUGGGCGGAUCUCUGCAAGAACGGCCAGGUGCGGGCCAGCGCCAUUGCGCAGGAUGCCGAUCAGAACUAUGACUAUGCCAGCAACAGCGUGGUGCUGCACCUGGACUCGGGGGACGAGGUGUACGUCAAGCUGGACGGAGGCAAAGCACACGGCGGCAACAACAAUAAGUACAGCACUUUCUCUGGCUUCCUUUUAUACCCCGAUUAAAAGUGUGGCCGAUUGCAUUGUACCCACUGCCCUGCCACCGUCAGUUUCGCGUCGUUCUCAAUUUGUACAUUUGAUUGGUGGAAACAAACCAAGCAAGCCCCCCACCCCAGCCCUUGGUGUAUCUCUGUCCUUGUGUUUGUUACACCAUGAGAUCAGCUGCUUGAAACUGACCAGCACCUUAGUUCCAUGAGUGUAUAAAAGAUUCCAGGGUAAAACUGUCACUCACACUAAGUUAGAGCUUAUCAGUCUUGAUACAUUUUGCUUUAUUAUUAUCAUCUUGAUUGAUUGAUUGAUCUGAAGAGUGGGUCUGAAUUAUUACAUGCACUGGUUCUUCUUAUGCUGUUUGUUUGUUUGUAUGGGGUCAAGUGUAACUUUCUUCUUUCCUUUUCCAUGCAAUACUCGGGUGAAUGAUGAUGUAAUGAACGUCAAGUCUCUGUUCCAGUCUGGCAAACAAUCUAACCACCACCAAGAAAAAAAUCAUAUUAAA